This is a messenger RNA of Alternaria incomplexa, 2049 nucleotides long. RefSeq lists its product as uncharacterized. Gene Ontology annotation, molecular function: oxidoreductase activity, acting on CH-OH group of donors; flavin adenine dinucleotide binding. The transcript has 2 exons. The record is from RefSeq and is a predicted model, not a curated record. The coding region runs from base 1 to 2049 and encodes 682 amino acids. NCBI's taxonomy places the organism in Eukaryota, Fungi, Ascomycota, Dothideomycetes, Pleosporales, Pleosporaceae.
AUGAUUGUCAUUAAGGCUCUUGCCGUCCUCUCUUUACUUACCAACUUCACUUCUGCACGCAUCAUCGACGGCGCCGAGCACACUCCUUACCGCGGCGAGAAUGUCAAGCGUGCUGUGAGCGCUACCAACACCACCACUCUUGAAGACUACGAGUAUGUCGUUGUCGGAUCUGGUGCCGGCGGUGCACCUCUCGCAGCCAGGCUAGCUCUUGCUGGCCACAAGGUCCUUCUCCUUGAGGCCGGUGAUGACCAGACCAACACCACUCAGUACAACGUGCCCGUCUUGCAUUCCGUUGCCGCCGAGUAUGAGCCCAUGCGAUGGGACUACUUUGUCAAGCACUUCGACGACGAAGAAGAGCAGAGGAGGGACACCAAGCUCACCUAUGAGUUGACCGACGGCACCCGGUACACUGGUCCCAGCCCUCCUGCCGGCGCCAAACCCCUCGGUGUUCUAUACCCCCGUGUUGGUUCGCUCGGAGGCUGCACUGUUCACAAUGCCCUCAUCACUGUAUACCCAUACGAGAGUGACUGGGAGUACCUCCAGUCCAUCACUGGCGAUUCUUCUUGGGCACCGAGCAACAUGCGCAAGUACUUCACCCGCUUGGAGAAGUCGCGCUACCUACCCAACAGCGUUGUUGGACACGGAUUCUCCGGAUGGCUCGAGACCUCACUGACCGACCUUACUUUGAUCGUUCAGGACCUCAAGGUCAUCUCCCUCGUCCUGGCUGCUGCUACUGGUAUGGGCAAGAACCUUCUUUCUUCGCUCAUCACCACCGUUACUGGCCUCGGUCAGGUAUUGCUCCGCGACAUCAACAACCCUGGCGCCAACCGCGAUUCCGCCGAGGGCAUGUGGCAGGUUCCUCUUGCCAUGAAGAUUCCUGAGUAUAAGCGUGCUGGCCCCGUCGACUUCCUUCACCAAGUCAUCAACGCGAAAAACCGGGAUGGAAGCCGCAAGUACCAUCUCGACAUCCAGCUCAACACCCUCGUCACCAACGUCGACUUCAACCAGAACGGUACCACACCCAAGGCUACUGGUGUCAGCUUCUUGACUGGAAAGUCUCUCUACGGCGCUGACCCAAGGCGUCAGUCCGGCUCUGCUGCUGGUAAGGGAACAAAGGGAUCCGUCACUGCUACUCGCGAGGUCAUCCUGUCAGCUGGUGCAUUCAACACCCCUCAGAUCCUAAAGCUUUCCGGCGUUGGUCCCAAGGAGGAACUCGAGCAAUUCGGCAUCAAUGUCGUCAAGGACCUCCCUGGUGUCGGCACCAACCUCCAGGAUCGCUACGAAAUCCCCGUCAUCGGUCAAGCACCAAGCAAGAUUUCUCUUCUCAACGGCUGCACGUUCCUUGAAGGUGACCACGACCCCUGCCUCGAGAAGUGGGAGACUGGCACGCUCGGAAUCGGAAAGGGUGUCUACGCCACCAACGGUAUCGCGCUUGCCAUCACCAAGAAGGCUAGCAACUCCCCCAACGGUAACGCUGAUCUUUUCGUCGCUGGGUGGCCCGCGUACUUCAACGGAUACUACCCCGACUUCUUCGCCAACGCCACCCUUGGCCGCGACGCCUGGACCUGGCUCACUCUCAAGGCUGAGUCUCGCAACAACGCUGGUACUGUUACCCUCCGUAGCGCUGAUCCCCAAGAUGUGCCUGAGAUCCGCAAGCGCAACUUCGCUGUCGGCGGUGACGAGGACCUGGACGCCCUUGUUGAGGGAAUGAAGUACGGUCGCGAGGUCUUUGAGGAUCUCAUUCCUCUUGACGGCAAGUUCAAGGAGGUUUGGCCCGGAAAGCAGGUUCAGACCGACGAGCAGUGGAAGGAGUUUGCCAAGUACGAGUCCUGGGGCCACCACGCUUCUUGCACUUGCCCUAUUGGUGCCGACGAUGACGAGAAGGCUGUUCUUGACGGCAACUUCAAGGUUCGUGGCGUCGAGGGUCUCCGUGUCGUCGAUGCUUCCGCUUUCCCCAAGAUUCCCGGCACUUACCUGGCUCUUCCCCUCUACAUGUUGUCUGAGAAGGCAUCCGACGUCAUCAUCGCGGACGCCAAGGUCUCCAAGUAA